GUUCCCAGGCCGGAUAGAGUCCGACGAGUAGGAGGAAACAGAUUACACCACCCUUGUUUGUGUAAACCACCCUUUCCCCCGAGCCGGUUUCCUUGCUUCCUCGGAGCGGCCUAUCAGAGAGCAAAAGAGGAAAAACAAGAGAAUAAAGGAACCAGAAAGUUAGAGCCAAACCACUUUGAAAGGGGGGGGGGGGGAUCUAGCAAGUUUGCACCUUGGUCCUUUCCGAUUUGGAUGUUUGCAUUUGAAGUCCAAGUGGAGAAGCUGGUGGAAACCCUGGGCGAAGAAGCUUCCCGACAGUUAUCCGGGGGCAUGACCGCAGGAGGCCAGAGCUCAUGGCUGGGUCUGGCGGAGAACAUCCACGCUUGAUGCUCCUUUUCCUGUUGGCUGCUCUCAUCGAUUACCAUUUACACAACCAUGUUGUCAGCAUCACACUGGAGGAGCCUACGCCAAACUUUGCUGGUGCUCUUCACCUCCGCGCUUCUCAUUGGAAUAACCAUGCUGGCCAUCUCCUCUGACAUCAACCCUGUUGGGUUUUUCUUCCUAGGAGUGGGGGGCCUGUGCUUGGUCGGUUACCUCAUCAGUCUGGUGGUCGAAUAUUACCUGAAGCCACAGAAUCCAACAGAUGAGAAUGGCUCAGCCUCAAGGAGACAAAGUCACGCUCGAGACAAUGAGGCAUAUGAAGCACCAACGUAUGAGGAGGUGGUGGGAACUGGCCAGGUACCGGUCUCAACAGUCUGGACCAUCACCUCUGGAACGGUAACCUCCCAAGCGGAUCCCCCUCCAUACAGCGUGGUUAUUGAGCCACCCACCCACAGUGAAACAGUAGUGGAGGCAUUCAGUGUCUCAGUGGCCCCAGGCACACGGCGUGCCUCGGAAGCAGAUAUGCACAACAAGCUGCGCCUUAGACUGGUGCUCCCACCGAGGCUGCAGCGAUUUGUCUCGGAUAGCCCUGAACUCAAAGGGACUGAAGAUCAUGUGGAGCGUCUGGAGCCACUCACCCCGCCACCUUCUUAUGACAACGUAACUGGCGACGAGGUCUUUGAAGAAGCAGCCGAGCCCACAAGGUUAUGACCUAAUGCCUGGGGGCUUGGAGACGAUCUUGGUACUGCGUUAUAGCAGUGCAUGUGAUAAAUGGCUGGCCAUUUCACUUACUGGGAACAUUCCCAAUUGGGUGCAAGCAGCCAGAAGUGAGCAGAACUAAGCCCUAGCAUCUUCCAGACUCACAGGGGUUGCUUGACUUUGUUCAUCUGGCAGUAGCAGUGAUCCACAUCAGCUAACCAGUCGACUUAUCUCAACACCAUUGCCGGUUGGCUUAGCUUCACAAGAGGGUGAGGGCUGGCAGGGGCUGGCUCCUCUACCAUUUUGACUCCACAGUCAAGCCCUGGUAAUAAAGUGGUAACUCACAAAAGCUUGUGCCACAACAAAUGUGUUCAUCUUCAAGAUCGCACAAGACCUUUCCCCUGUGGAAGUUAGAGCUCUGUCGCCAUACCACUUUCUUUAAACACAUGCUGGGCCCUACAAAUCACGGCCUGUAUUAAAAAGCUUGAAUACUAUUUUUUUUUGGCCAUCAAGUCACAGCAGACUUAUAGUGACAUUCAGAGGUGGUUUGCCAUUGGUUGCCUCUACAUCGUGAUCCUGGUAUUCCUUUUUGGUCUCCCAUCCAAUAUACUGGCUAAGGCCAACCCUGCUUAGCUUCCAAGAUCUGACAAGAUCGAACUAGCAUGAGUAAUCAUACUUCGUCUUAAUGUGCAUCUCCUCUUAAAAAAAAUCUCAUAAGAAAUGUACACUUACAGCAAUCAUAGGACUACUGUGUGGCUUGCUGUGUCUCCCAAAUACUGUUUAUGUGUUCUUGGACAAGUAGCACAGGCUGCUUGGAAGCUAGCACUUCAGGAGGUUUGGUAAAAUUCCCAUGGGAAGGAUUUUUAAUCAUAUCUAAUAGCUGAUAAUGGAAACUUGUGGGUGAGGAGGGAAGAUGAUGGGGAUAGCAUCAUUGAAAUGUAAGAGAAAAAACAGUUGAUAGUUGUGUCUCGCCAUUGGACCAAUUCUAGCGGCUAAAGCAAAAAAUAUAAAUAAAAUGUGAGCACAUGGUUGAGUUGGUUUCUGGUUCAGACGUUCACUGGGUGAGGUGAUUCAGAUGUUUAUUGGGUGAGGUGAUUCAUUCCAAAGCUAGAUACGUUUUUACUUUGUUUAUGUUGUGCUAUAUUGAGACAUGUCAUCAUUCUCAUUAAGUUCUGUUGGCGGAGUUUCAUAUUCAGCCCAAUAAAAAAGGAAGUAUCGGGCAGGA
Sphaerodactylus townsendi is the source of this 2284-nucleotide messenger RNA. RefSeq names its product transmembrane protein 139 (gene TMEM139). The transcript is spliced from 3 exons. NCBI's taxonomy places the organism in Eukaryota, Metazoa, Chordata, Lepidosauria, Squamata, Sphaerodactylidae. Bases 415 to 1071 code for a protein of 218 amino acids. The record is from RefSeq and is a predicted model, not a curated record.